This is a messenger RNA of Callithrix jacchus (white-tufted-ear marmoset), 4940 nucleotides long. The record is from RefSeq and is a predicted model, not a curated record. Lineage: Eukaryota; Metazoa; Chordata; Mammalia; Primates; Cebidae.
UGUUGAUGUAUUUUUUAACGAGUUAGUAACAGUUUCUUUUGGUACCAAAAGAUUUUGCAAUCUAUGCAUAGUUUCUUGAUAAUAACUUUUUGAAGACUUCUCAUAUGGUUGUUGAUACGAUUGGGCUCUGUGCCCCCACCCACAUCUCAUUUUGAAUUGUAAUCCUCAUUUGUCAAGGGAGGAACUUGGUGGGAGGUGAUUUGAUUAUGGAGGCAGUUUCCCACAUGCUGAUUUCAUGAUAGUGAAAGAGUCUCAGAUCUGAUCGUUUUAUACAAGGCAGUUUUUCCUAUGCUCACACUUGACCUCUGGUCUGCUGCCAUGUAAGAUGUGCCUGCUUCCCCUUCUGCCAUGAUUGUAAAUUUCCUGAGGCUUCCCAAGCCAUGUGGAAUUGUGAGUGAAUUAGACCUCUUCCCUUUCUAUAUUAUGUAGUCUCAGGUAUUUCUUUCUACCGGUGUGAAAACUCACUAAUACAGCUCUGAAAGAAAUGGAGAUACACAGAUUAAUGGUUUUAAUGAAGCAUCAUUUUAAAUAUGAGAACGUAAGUUUAGAAGCCAAAAGGAAAGCUCUAGAUGGAUGAAUAUCCAAGAGAAAGGACAAGUAAUAGUGUAGGCUUCCUGUAAAAGGCAGGUGAAAAUGGAAGCCAAAGUAGAGGUUAGAGGAGAAACAAUGUUCCUGAAUGACCAAGCAUGAGUUGAUACCGCUUGCCUCUUUGUCUAGCCUGUCGCCAGCCAUCUCAAGGCUGUCUAUGUCAGCAUCUCCCUCUUUUCUUCUACUUGCCUUGCCUGUCCAGCUCUGGGUAAACUGCACUUCCCCACCCCACCCUCUUAAAUUUCUUCCACUGGCUCAUUCAUUUAGCAAACAUGUACCGAUCCUUGACUGUGUGUCCAGCCCUGGAGGUCAGGGAUUCAAAUAAGUCCCUGUGCCUGUGGAACUCAUGUUUCAGUGUUGGCAAGAGACAAGUAGCAGUAGUCAGAUCAUGAUGCACGAUGUCAGAAGGGUCGUAGUAGCACGGGGUGGAGUGGGAGCCUCCUGCCCCUAAGCUGCAAGUGUUGCUGGAGAAAAUCCCUCAACCAGAUCAACUGGCAAAACCACAGGAGCGCCCUCCCUCCUGCUAAGCGAUUUUUAAAACCCAUCUUAAAUUGAUAUCCUUUCCCAGCGCCACCUUUCUUCUUCUAAUUUUCCACCUUGCUCUCAUUUCUUAUGUUGCAGACAAGGGGGGUAAGGACCACUUCCUCAUAAGGCAUAAUUUCAUGUCCUUGAUAACUAUGGGCCAGGCACAGUGGCUCAUGCCUGUAAUUCCAGCACUUUGGGCGGCCAAGGCGGGUGGAUCACUUGAGGUCAGCAGUUGGAGACAAAUCUGGCCUACAUGGUGAAACCCCAUCUCUAAUAAAAAUACAAAAAUUAGCCGGGCAUGUUGGGGUGCACCUGUAGUUCCAGUACUCGGCAGACUGAGGCAGGAGAAUUGCCUGAAUUUGAGAGGCAGAGGUUGCAGUGAGCUGAGACUGCAAACUGCACUCUAGCCUGGGCAACAAGAGCAAAAUUUUGUCUCAAGAAAAAAAAAAAAAAAGAAUGAGCCAAGCGUGAUGCCUCAUGCAGGUAAUCCUAGCAUUUGGGAGGCCAAGGCAGGAGGACGGCUUAACUUCAGGAAUUCAAGACCAUCCUGGAUAGCAGAGGGAGACCGCAUCUCUAUUAAAAAAUUUAAAACGUAGCCCAGUAUGGUGGAGCGUGUCUGCAAUCCCAGCUGCUAAGGCACUGAGGUGGGAGGAUCGCUUGAGUCUGGAAUUAUUGAGGCUGCAGUGAGCUGCAAUCUUGCCACUGGCACUUCAGCCUGGAUGAUACAAUGAGACCAUGCCUCCAAAAAAUAGGAAGUGAUAGCAGGCUUAUAAAAUAAUGAUUACUAAAUGGUUGCUUUUCUUUGGAGAUGGAAAGAGGAAGUGGUCAAGUUUUCACUUACCACGCCUUCAAUGACUGGGCUUUAGUGUAUAUUAAUAUAUGUUAUGACCUGAAAAUCCCAAGUAAAAGUUUGGUGACAUUGUUGUAAAAGUAACAUAUUCUGUUGUACUUCAGGAUCAUCCAGGGACGCAGCGUUCCCAUCCAGGAGCUCGAAACCGAGGUCGAUUCCGGUGCCCUGAUGACAAGUCUGAAAAUUCAGCAGUAAAAAGAAAGCAGGAAAGUGGUAUUACCCAUAGAAAGGGAGAGGAUGGGUGUGAUAGCUCACACCCGUAAUCACAGCACUUUGGGAGGCCGAGGUGGGUGGAUCACCUGAGGUCAGGAGUUUGAAACCAGCCUGGCCAACAUGGUGAAACUGUCUCUACUAAAAACUCAAAAAUUAGGUCGUCUGACCAAGUCUCAGCGCAGCGCACCGGCCGGCUUAUCGCUGGCCUGGAGCCCACACCCACCGGGUCCCUGACCCCGCGCCCCCUGGGCGCCCCCCGUGCCGGGUUCCCAGCAUGCCUCGCUCCCGUAAGGGCAACACGCUCCGAAAGGGUGGUCAGCGCCGUGGAGGAGGUGCCCAGAGCAGUGCCCAAGCUGACUCAGGUUCCAGUGAGGAUGAGGCAGCCAGUGAGGCCCACAGCACCGCCAGUGAAUGCCCCAGCCUUCUCAGCACCACUGCAGAGGACAGCCUUGGGGGGGAUGUCGUGGAUGAGCAGAGCCAGCAAGAAGACCUUGAGGAAAAGCUGAAGGAGUAUGUGGACUGCCUCAUAGACAAGAGUGCCAAGACCCGGCAGGGUGCUCUUGAGAGCCUGCGCCUGGCCCUGGCGUCCCGCCUACUCCCCGACUUCUUGCUGGAGUGCCGCCUCACACUAGCCGAUGCCCUGGAAAAGUGCCUCAAGAAAGGGAAGGGUGAGGAACAGGCCCUGGCGGCUCCUGUGCUAGGCCUGCUCUGCGUGCAGCUGGGCCCUGGACCCAAGGGUGAGGAGCUGUUCCACAGCCUGCAGCCCCUGCUGGUCUCUGUGCUCAGUGACAGCACAGCUAGCCCUGCUGCCCAGCUCCACUGCGCUUCUUCUGCUCUUGGCCUGGGCUGCUGCGUGGCUGCCGCCGACAUCCAGGACCUGGUCUCUUGCCUUGCCUGCUUAGAAAGUGUUUUCAGCCAGUUCUAUGGCUUGGGUAGCUCUGCAACUCCUGUGGUCCCUGCCAGCCUGCACGGCCUACUCUGUGCUGCCCUGCAGGCCUGGGCAUUACUGCUCACCAUCUGCCCCAGCACCCACUUCAGCCACAUCCUUGACAGGCAGCUGCCCCGGCUGCCCCAGCUCUUGUCCAGUGAAAGUGUGAACCUGCGGAUUGCUGCCGGUGAAACCAUUGCCCUGCUCUUUGAGCUUGCCCGGGACCUUGAGGAGGAGUUUGUUUACAAGGACAUGGAGGCCCUCUGCAGUGCCCUGCGCACUCUGGCCACUGACAGCAACAAGUACCGUGCCAAGGCCGAUCGCCGGCGCCAGCGCUCUACUUUCUGCGCCGUGCUGCACUCCGUGGAGAACAAUGAGCUACUCCGUGACAUCUUUGGGCUGGGCCCUGUGCUGGUGCUGGAUGCUGCUGCCCUGAAGGCCUGCAAGGUUCCACGCUUCGAGAAGCACCUGUACAAUGCCGCCACCUUCAAAGCCCGGACGAAGGCUCGAAGCCGUGUGCGGGACAAGCGGGCAGACAUCCUGUGAAGCAGGACCAGCUGAAGAGGAGACUCUCCAUACCUUUGGAUUAUCCAGAGAUGCAACGUUACCAACAAGGAGCUCGAAGCCAAGGUCGACUCUGGUACCCUGAAGACAACACCAAGUCUGGAGAUUCAGCACUAGAAAGAAAGCAGGAAAGUGGUAUUAGCCAUACAAAAGAAGAGGAGAGGCCGGGUGUGGUGGCUCAUGCCUGUAAUCCCAGCACCUUGGGAGGCCAAGGUGAAUGGAUCACCUGAGGUCAGGAGUUUGAGACCAGCCUGGCCAACAUGGUGAAACCCUGUCUCUACUAAAAAUACAAAAUUUAGCUGGGCGUGGUGGCAGGCACCUGUAGUCUCAGAUACUUGGGAGGCUAAGGCAGGAGAAUUGCUUGAACUCAGGAGGCAGAGGUUCCAGUGAGCCAUGAUCUUGCCAGGCAGAGGUUCCAGUGAGCCAUCAUCUUGCCACUGCACUCCAGCCUGGGCAACAGAGCAAGACUCUGUCUCCAAAAAAAAAAAAAAAAGAGAGAGAGAGGAGAGGAGAGGAGAGGAGUAUAUAGCAGAGGAGUAAGUUUUGCCUCAAAGCAGGAAUCUGAUCAGAUGUCAGAAUUGAAAUUAUAAUCUCAUUGUUUUUGCAAUUUUUAUAAAUUAACUUUAAAGUGUCAGAAAAAGGUAAUGGUGAGGACAUGCAUUGCAAUUUGCAGGGAGUUCAUUACCUGUGACACGAGAGAAAAGUAAGACCUGUUUCUAAAAUCAAAAGCUGCUGUUCAUCCUGAAUUGAAUUUCUGAAUUUUGGUGGAGCAGAGUCGCUUUGAAGCCUUGUUCCCCUCUAGUUAUACUGAAUUGCUGAUGAUAACUGUUGACUCUGGGUAGUGUAGAAGUCACAAGCGUGUCCUUGUAGCACAAGUACAGGGAAGGAUAGAACAAACUUUCAUUGAUGCAAACAUUUAAAUAGUCAUGUUACUUCUGUAUCCAAUGUCCUAAAGUUUUGGGAUUAGUUUUAGUUUUUUAUUUGCUUUUAUGAGCUUAGCAUGAGGAAUAUUUGUAAACAUCUCAUUUUGUCUUCCUUCAGCAUUUUUUCUAUCAAGAGGUAAGAUGUAGUCCUUGUUGGAUUCUUGACAAUCUAGGUUGUUUUAUCUCAGGUCUCGUGAUCUGAGCACAUACCCUCUCCAGGAGGGAAACUGAACCAAUGUCUGUUGUUGUUAGAUGGCAACUUUUAGUCUCAGCUUGUUUUGUUGUGAUGUUGAUAAAUAGUAACAGCAUCCAAGUAUGAAGCUAAGUGUGGUAAGUCACUUUACUAAAU